Dreissena polymorpha is the source of this 3836-nucleotide messenger RNA. RefSeq lists its product as uncharacterized. The record is from RefSeq and is a predicted model, not a curated record. The coding region runs from base 331 to 1536 and encodes 401 amino acids. The transcript is spliced from 3 exons. Lineage: Eukaryota; Metazoa; Mollusca; Bivalvia; Myida; Dreissenidae.
AUAAACAGAGACGUCAAUGACUUCGGUUUUAAAAGGCCUAUCGAUUCACACAACCAGAGUAACAUGUCCAUACUAUCAGCCGUUUUAGACGGACAUGACACUUUUGAGUCAGGUAAUGGUACAUGUGCGUGGGAUCCGUUGGAACGCGAUCAAAAGUGAGCAAAGAAAGCAUGUGCGCGAAAGUUGACAGAAAAUACUAUCAGAGUGAAACAUGAAAUUGAAUCAAUCGUUACAUAUUUGAAUGAGUCAAUCGAGUCAGUUAAAGAGACAGGUACUCGUGGAUUGACCGCACACGUAAUAAAAGUGAAAGUGGUGGUUGUAUCGGCCAUUAUGGGCUGCGUUGGCUCUACCGCUUCAGACACAGAGAAAGGUGUACGAGAACUAUCGAUAUGUACAGCCAUAGGGAUGCAAACCAUAGAAUCAGCUGUAAUGGACGCCAACGACACUAUUGCUUCAGGGACAGAGGCUGGUGUACGAGAACUGUCGAUAUCUACAGCAAGAGGGAAGCAGGACAUAGAAUCAGCUGUAAUGGACGGCAACGACACUAUUGCUUCAGGGUCAGAGGCAGGUGCACGGGAACUCAAGAUAUGUACAGCAAGAGGGAAGCAGGAAAUAGAGUCAACUGUAAUCGAUGCGAAAAGGGAAUUUGAAGAUUUCAAGUCUAAGAAGGAUGACGAGGAUUACAAUUCGAAAUGCAAAGGAAUGUGGCAAGUUUUGAUGAAUAAUUACAACAUUAGACUUUCUCAUGUGACAUCCUCACCAUUGAAUGACUGGGUUCAAGCAAAAAUACAUAACAUUUAUAUGUCACCCAAUUUGCAGUUGAUGGCUAAAAACAAGGCAUCGUUCAAGAAAACUGGAACACAAAUUAAGGAUUACAAAAAAGUGUUUUCAGGGGAUAAUAAAUUAAAUAAACAUAUAUUUAUUCAGGGCGAGGCCGGGUCCGGAAAAACAACUUUUCUUGCCAAAUUAGUUAUGGAUUGGUGUAGUGUAAAUACGACCCAUUCAUUCGAACCGUUGCAGACGGACGAAACUAACACUAUUGAAUCAGAUGCACGAAUGAGAUGCACUUAUUUGUUUGAAGAUUUAACGAUUCUGAAAGUUUACAAGUUCGUCUUCCUUAUCACGUUAAGGGAAUCAGUUAAGCAGAUUGACAUUUUUGAGAUGACAAAACAGCAAAUUAUUGACUCCCUUUACGGAACAGAAGGUCGCGAUAAUGCGUACAAACUACUGACUAAGAUUAUGGAGCGUGAACGUUGCUUGGUUCUGCUUGAUGGUCUAGAUGAGUGGACAGGCAAUGGGGGUCAUUACCUACCGACAUUAGCAGCAUCCCACAGACAGUGUGAUGUGUUGAUUACAACUCGGCCUUGGAAAUUAACCGAACUAAAAAUACCAGACUCGAAAAUUGACAAACUACUGCAACUAGAAGGAGUUAACGAGCCUUUCGAUGUCAGCAAAAGAUAUAUCGCAUGUGUAUUUGAUUGCAAAGAAAACACGGAUUUGGAUAUUAUUCAUCUGAAUUUGAAUCGUACAUAUUAAACAAUGGAUUGUACGAGCAGUUGGUCUCACCAAUGAUGUUGUCGCUGAUAGUACAUUUAUGGGUAGAAAAAAAUGAAAUAAAAGGAUCAAAAUGUGAAAUAUACACUCUAUUAAUGGAAAGUCUUCUCAAGAAGGCGAACAGUGAAACGAGGGAAUUUCAAGAACCGCCCUUUCGAUGUUUCACGUCGACGCAGUAUAUUAAACCAAAUAUUGAGAAGGUAGAUUGUUUGGCUGAAGCGGCAUUUAAUUUAUUGUUUUUAGAAAAACGGGAAAAUUCGCUGGUGUUUAGCAGUGCAGAAUUAAAGAAAUACAUCGUAUAUAAACACGAGCAAUUCGGCUUUGCAUUGAAAUCGGGUAUUUUAUCAGCAACAAGAAAGGAAUCUACAUUACGGUCGUCUUCAUCAUUUACUUUUAUCCAUAAGAGCAUGCAAGAAUUCCUCGCUGCUUAUCACAUAGCCCGCAAUUUCCAUCUGAUUCAUGAUGUCAUUUUCGGAUAUCUUACUCUCCAUAAGGAUGCAUAUCUCGACAUAUCCCAGGUGUUUAUAUUUCUGUGCGGACUGGAUAUAUCGACGGCAAAUAUGCUAUCUGUUAAGAUGAAUGAAUGCGAUGUUGCUAGUGGUUUUCAUCCCAAGUACGAAACUGUAUUUCAGAAAACCAUAUUGUCAGGCUACAGAGAAGCAGUUGCCAAUAAACAAACUGACAUCCGUCUCAAACUAAGUCACUUUUACGUCAAUGAAAGCAAUGCAGCAGACUGUCACUCCAUCUGGAAACAUAACACGUCCACCGUCCUUUCCUUAGACAUAGAUAGGGAAGAGUUUAUUGGUGAACAAUUGGGAAUGCCUGCAUCCCGCUACGAAUUUGACCUAUCAUCGUGUCACAAGCUUAAGUCAUUGGAACUCAGCGGAGAAUGGAUAGGGUUAAAAGAUUCAGCAAGUGCGGUUAGCUCGGAUCUUCCAGCCUGGAUAGUUUUACAUUGUGCAGAUCCCACACAUUGUAGAGACCCUCAACCAGUACUGUCAUCCAUAAGAAAGAUUGUAUUACGGUCUCUCAAAUGGUCAUCUACCUGGUUACGCAGUCUGUUCUACACGCUUCUUACACUGCGUCAGGAAGUAGAGUGUGUACUGGAGCAAUGUAAAAUAGCGUCUUGUGUUGAGGGCGCGGUCGGCGGAUUAUAUACGUAUACAUACGCAACAAUCAUAACAGGUUUAAACCAUACAUACAAAAUGCUCGACUAUCGGAUAAGUGGCCCUGGUUUGUGGGAGGCACUCUACGGUCUGAAUAUUAAAUAUCUGAGUUUGAAAGUAAGGAUGGAAGAUUUAAACACGAAACAAGAUUUGCCAUUGUUGAAGACAAUACAAUCAAUCAAACAGCUUGAACAGCUUUGUAUUGAUGCGGAUAAUGAGAGUCCUGAGCUUAUGGAGACCAUGUUCAGCUUCAAUAGCAAGUGUGUGACUCUGAGUCGUAAUGGUGGUAGAAAUGGUCUGGUAUUUAGUCACGUUUCGGUGCGGUGUUAUGCUUUAUUAGUAUCCAGACAAAUGGACCAUAUUUACAUUGACGUAAAUGCCGAUCCCGAUUUGUUUGAGCGUCUGUAUGGUCUGAAAAUCAAGAGUCUGGCACUUUUUGGCAAUGCAGAACGUUUGGAAGCGAGUCAUGCAUCGUUGCUGUCAAAUGCGCUUUCGUCGCUCGAACAACUUGAAGUAAUUAGAAUUAUUGUGCAAAAUGACAGUCAGGAUCUCUGGGAGACUCUGUUUGGUCUCAAGAUCAAAAUUCUGAAUAUUGGUACUGAGCAGAACGGCUUGGAAGUGAAAUAUGUAUCGUCUUUAUUGACUUCGUUAUCAUCUCUUAAACAACUUGACACUAUUAUGAUAAUCGUGAAAAAUAACAUACCCGGAUUGUUUGAGGCUCUGCAUGAUCUGAAAAUCAAGAGUCUGAUCUGGGAAGAGGAACAUCUCCCAAAUUCACAAUUUCCACAAAAGCUUUCAUUUGAAUUCGAAUAUUAUUCUACUGGUCUUGUAGAGGCUCCUUACAUAUUAAAUGUCAAGAGCUUGAGCCUGGUAUUGUGGAGGAGAUUUGAUGAUUUGGGAGUGAAUCAAAAAUCGUUGCUGUCACAGUUUUUAUCAGCACCAAAACAGCUGGAAACGCUUUGUAUGGAAGUACUUGACAGUACCGCUCUGUGGGAGGCUCUACAUGGUCUGGCAAUCAAAAGUCUGAGUCUGAGUGGUGUGUCUUCACGUUUGAAAUUGAACAAUAUUUCGUCGUUAUCUUGGGCACUAUCAUCACUCACACAGCUGGAAACGCUU